This is a messenger RNA of Bactrocera latifrons, 2102 nucleotides long. RefSeq names its product nuclear protein localization protein 4 homolog (gene Npl4). Lineage: Eukaryota; Metazoa; Arthropoda; Insecta; Diptera; Tephritidae. Gene Ontology annotation, molecular function: ubiquitin protein ligase binding; ubiquitin binding. The record is from RefSeq and is a predicted model, not a curated record. Gene Ontology annotation, biological process: ubiquitin-dependent protein catabolic process. Gene Ontology annotation, cellular component: nucleus.
AUUGCAUUCAGUAUGCAGCAACCGUUAGCAAUGUCAACAAGUGCCGUCACAAUAAARAAUUGUAUUUUUUAAAAGUACCUGUAAGGUACUUCUGUGCGAGAAAAGUUCCCCAUAAUUGGCUAACCUUUAAUUAUGCUAAAAUUGAGUUUGUAAAAACAUUCCAAAAAUUUUGAAAAAUAAUUAAUUUGAAAUCGGUUAAACAUGUCGAUGGUCGAAUUGGAAUCGUUACUGUAUCGGAAGCGGAAUGUGGUGUAUGCUUUUGUGCGUCAUAAGCUAAUGCUGCUCUGUAAACAGUCGUUGAUACGCGUGCAGUCCGCUGAAGGCAUAAAACGCAUCGAGAUCUCACCAAAAGCUAAUUUAAAGGAGCUCUUCGAAAUGGUACAACACAAUCUCAAAGUUGAUGGCUUCGGACUCUUCAAGGAACGCAAUUUUCUCACAGAGUUGCAUUCUAGUCAUUCGCAGAAAAUUGGUUCCUGCCUUAAGCAUGGCGAUAUGUUGUAUCUGAAGAAAAUUGCUGGAGGAUCGAUUCGUCGUACCAGCACCACAGCCAUUGAUGAUUUUGAGACUUCGAGCGUUAAUYUACCGGCAGCAAGCAGCACCAUAUUAUUUCAACCAUCUACCGCAGUCGUGGAAGAUGAAGUGGACCAAACGCUAGCUAAAAUAGAUGGCUUAAUCGAACGUCCGCGUGAUCCAAAGCUUUGUCGUCACAAUGCCAACGGUCGUUGUGUGCAUUGCUCACCACUUGAACCGUACGAUGAUAAUUAUCUGAAGGAGCAAAAGAUCAAACAUUUGUCUUUCCAUUCAUACAUACGCAAACAAAAGUCGGGCAUUGAUCGUGGCAAAUAUGUCGCUUUCGAUGAUAUCAAUUGCCGCAUAAAGCCAGGCUGUCGUGAGCAUCCCCCAUGGCCCAAGGGUAUCUGUUCCAAGUGUCAGCCAUCGGCUGUCACGCUAAAUCGUCAAAUUUAUCGACAUGUUGAUAAUAUUAUGUUCGAGAAUCCAACUAUAGUUGAACGUUUUCUCGACUAUUGGCGUACAACAGCYCAUCAGAGGAUGGGUUAUCUGUAUGGCACCUAUGAAGUACAUGCUGACGUACCRCUUGGUAUACGUGCAACUGUCGCCGCCAUUUACGAGCCGCCACAAGAAUCGACACGUGACUCCAUUCGAUUGUUGGACGAUGAAGCAGCUGCUGAGGUGGAUGAGUUGGCGCAGGCCUUGGGUUUGAAGAAGGUUGGUUGGAUUUUCACUGAUCUCAUUACCGAUGAUCCAGCUGCUGGUAGUGUCAAGCACUUACGUGGCAUUGAGACACAUUUCCUCACUGCGCAGGAGUGUAUUACGGCAGGCGAACUGCAAAACCGUCACCCGAACCCGUGCAAAUAUGGCUCUAGCGGUUACUUCGGUUCGAAAUUUGUUACAGUAUGUGUAACAGGCGAUAGCAGCAAACAAGUGCAUACAGAGGGAUAUGCUGUGUCAGCUCAAUGUAUGGCUUUGGUGCGAGACAAUUGCUUAAUACCCACCAAAGAUGCACCCGAAUUGGGAUAUGUACGUGAAUCAACAGACAAACAAUAUGUUCCAGACGUUUAUUAUAAGCAUUCACUCUGCGGGCAGUACAACUGCCGCUUCCAAUGCGGGGGCCGCCGCCGCUGGUGGUGCUGGUGCCGGCGGUACGAAUAGUCAGUGGCAAUGCAAUCACUGCACCUUCAUUAAUCCGGGCGAAUUGAGCUCGUGCGAAAUGUGUUCGCUGCCGCGGUAAAUGCUUCGUCGCGCUCAUCGCUUACGCCGUCAUCAUUGCCAUUACUGCGGACGCAGUACCGUGUCAGCUGAUUGCUCGCUCGGCCGGUGGGUUGGUGGGUGGUGCGUUCGCCUAUAAGCGCAAUAUGUGGCUGGAUUGCUGGUCGACAGGAUUUCAUCAUUAUUUCAUUUCAAUUAUAUUUACAACAGCAAAAAACUAUCUUAACUAUUACAAUUUGCAGCAAACAACGCAGAAUACCAUGAAGUAGACAAAGAAACAAAUGUUAUUUAAACGCCUAUAAUUGUUUGUGAUUUGAUUCAAAUAAAAUUGAAAUUGUUUGCACAUGAGCGAAAAUACACUCCCACACACUCUA